Molecule: messenger RNA, 1398 nt
Organism: Callorhinchus milii (elephant shark)
Lineage: Eukaryota; Metazoa; Chordata; Chondrichthyes; Chimaeriformes; Callorhinchidae
Gene: tspan3a
Product: tetraspanin 3a
Exons: 7
Coding region: 114-875 (253 amino acids)
Biological process (GO): protein localization to plasma membrane; protein maturation; regulation of vascular endothelial growth factor signaling pathway
Cellular component (GO): membrane
Source: RefSeq, a predicted model, not a curated record
UGGUGAAGGCUGCGGGAGGGCGGCGCCGCUGGAGGAGUCGGAGGACCGGACCGGGGGCGGGUGGGGGGGCGAAACGGCCGAAACCUCCACUCGAAAUCAAUCGCAUUUGAACGAUGGGGCAGUGCGGAAUAACGUCCUCUAAAACCGUCUUGGUCUUUCUGAACCUGAUAUUCUGGGCGGCGGCAGGGAUCCUGUGUUACGUGGGAGCUUAUGUCUUCAUCACGUAUGAUGACUAUGACCACUUCUUUGAAGAUGUGUACACACUGAUUCCAGCAGUCGUCAUCAUUGGUGUUGGAACACUCUUAUUUAUCAUCGGCUUAAUUGGUUGCUGUGCCACCAUCCGGGAAAGCCGCUGUGGUCUGGCGAUUUUUGUGCUGAUCCUGCUGUUAGUUUUCAUCACGGAAGUAGUGGUUGUGGUGCUUGGCUACAUCUUCAGAGCGAAGGUGGAGGAUGAGGUUGAUAACAGUAUUCAGAAAGUCUACAAUGAAUACAAUGGAACGUACCCGGAUGCAGCCAGCCGUGCAAUUGAUUAUAUACAGAGACAGUUGCGUUGCUGUGGGAUCAAUAAUUAUUCCGAUUGGGAAAAUACGCAAUGGUUCAAACAAGCUAAGAACAACAGUGUCCCGAUAAGUUGCUGCAAAGCAAAUCUCAGCAAUUGCACAGGCACCAUGAGCCACCCUUUAGAUCUAUAUGCAGAGGGAUGCAAGGUUCUGGUAGUAAAGAAACUUCAGGAAAUUAUGAUGUAUGUUAUUACGGCAGCAUUGGCAUUUGCUGCUAUUCAGUUGCUGGGCAUGUUGUGCGCCUUGGUUGUACUUUGCAGGAGGAGUGGGGAUCCUGCCUAUGAGCCCCUCAUCACUGGAGGAACCUAUGCAUAAUUGCUUCCUGGGUUUGCCCUCUUUUUCUUGAAGUUGAUUUAUCAAUAUUGUCACUACUGGAGAGCUCAGAGGCCCCAUUGGGGUCAGACACUUGAAGUAGCUCCUUUUGUAACAUAAAUAAGCUAAAGCACACCUUUACACAAUUCAGAACUGCUGGAAUAGCUGUGUUUAACUACACAUACAAUGGGCGAAACUGAGGCCCUUUAUAACUAGUAGAUAAAUUGUACAAACUGACAACUAAUACUUUAGUAAUCAAGGUAAUCUAAUUGGUGGUAGCCUGAUCUUCCAAGAUUUAAACAUGAAUUGUACUGUCCUGAAUCUAUAAACGUUUUAUUUGUAUUGUGUGCACUAUUUUCUGUAUUUAGAUAUUUUACAUUGUAUAGUUUUUCUGUUACUGUCUGUGUAGUGCGUAAAUUCUAAUACCUUUUAAUUUGUUUCUUGGAAUAAUGGAGCAUUGUAACAGAAGGAUAAGUGUGUGAAACUGAACUGAUUUAACAAAUAUAAAUAAAUGAUUGAAACUGAA